Molecule: messenger RNA, 1806 nt
Organism: Gloeophyllum trabeum ATCC 11539
Lineage: Eukaryota; Fungi; Basidiomycota; Agaricomycetes; Gloeophyllales; Gloeophyllaceae
Exons: 15
Coding region: 1-1806 (601 amino acids)
Source: RefSeq, a predicted model, not a curated record
AUGUCAGAGUCGAUGGCGGGUGGCACUACAGCGAUCGUCGUGAAUCGUUUUCCCAGCGCGACGUUGGGGCGUCGAUCGUCCGCGGCGGGCGACGCUGAUUGGCCUCCCGCCGGACGAGUGGUGGCCAAUUGCGUGCCGCCCUGCUCAUCCGUCGCCCAGCCAAUGACGGUCCGAGAAAGUGGCUCUUGUGCUUCUGCGCUUGCGCUGGUAGUUAGACUGUGUUCACAGCGGUUUCAGGGAUUGAAUUUGCAGAGCAGAAACAUGCGUAACCCCACCCCCAACGACUUGGUAAUGGAGCCCUCUCCAGAGCCUGACGCUUACUUUGGAACAGCGCCCCCACCAACGUUGCCUAUAGCCUACAGGCUCCCGGGGUCUGACCAGCUCGUCCGGGUUCCCCACGCCCUCUCCGGAGAAGAGAGCUCACGGCCACACGGACUCAGCGACGCCCUGCAGAUUGCCGCCCAUUUCCGCGAGCGGGGCCCGACACUGCUCUAUACGCGCGAUUCCCUCAUCCGCGAUGAUUAUCCAGCGAUUACUAACCCGAACCCACCCGGUGUUGGUGGCACCAAGCAGGAGGCUCGACGUUCCGUCCGCCUCCCGAGAGGCAGGCUCUCCGACGACAUCGCUGGUCUACUCAUUCUUGUGAGGUCUGCAGCGCAACUCGGAGGUGCAUCACCACCGGAUCUCGUGCUCUUUGCGCUACACACCACUUCGCGAAAUCUGCUGACCCUCCACCUCCCGGGUACCUCGUCCGCUGGAAUUCGGAAUUCCACUGCUGGGCGGAAUGAAUGGAUGUCGUUUCGGCUGUAUGAUCCUGGCAUACCCGUACCCGUACCCGUACCCGUAGCAAGGCUAUCGAAGCGUCACUGUGCCAUGCUGUCGCGAGAGGAUAACCAGGCCCCCAGCAUCCCCGGACCGACGCCUCAAUCCGAGUCCCUUGACGGACUCUCAGCAAUGUCGCAACGCUAUGGCCAUUGCUCGUUAAAGAAUCCAGCAAGUCCCCCGUUUCUACAUUCCCUGACCUUUCUUGCACGUCGGAGCCCCGGAAAUGCAUACAACGCUGCGCUCAGUAACGUCCUUCUCUUCCAUUCACGAUCACCCGUCAAAUUUCACGAAGCGGUGACCACCCAACUAUCCAUUCCGCUCUGGCGGAAAAUUGCGCGUCGCAGGGGGACUCGUGCUUCGGACGCGUCGCGCGUGAACGUCACACUCAGCCCCGAGCCGGGCUGCCUGGCAUACUCCCCGAAUACUCCGGGCGAGACCGGCAGAUUCCAGGACUCGAAGUGGUCAUCAGUGCGCGUGGCGGCACCCCCGAACGAGACAGAUUUACUGAAUUCCGAUGAAGAUCUGCACAUGGUGCAGCUACUAUACGGGACUUGUGCCUACUUUCCCCCGGCUCCGAGUGUCAGAUCAGGACCUAGCUCCAUUGGGCUUGGUACGGUAGGAGUUCGAGGUUCAAUUAAUGUCGUUCCCAAUCCGAACCUCCCCGCGCUGAAGUGUCCAGCGCCCUCCAGAAGCAUCGGGACUCCUCGAGCGUAUGUACAGACCGAUCGAAUGGGGCUUGGGCUUGGCCUCACCUUCGUUCACUCAUCUCUCUUUUGCCGGAGUCCAAAGUCGUAUGGUAGUGGAAAGCACACGAUUCAGAUCUUGCGUGAUCGGACUCAGGACUUGCGGCCUGGUAUUGAAGAGGACAUAUUAUUAGUUGGACCGGUUUCACCCACUGACAGUCCUGAUCGAAGUGCGGGUGUAUCGAGCAAGUAUCGAGAGGCUUUUUACCGUGUAGUAGCACUACUGGGUACCCAAUGA